UGAUGAUGAUGAGGAGGAGGAGGAUGUUUUAAAGGCAGGUUGUAACUGACUGAGCCGCCCGUCCAUCGAGCUCACAGGCGGACACACACUUUACAUCAUUUAUUCAUGCUGCGAAACAGUCUGACGGAAAAGCUACCGCAUUUCAGCCGUCGUUUCCUAGCGAUACACCGUGAUAUAAAAUAAAGAAGGCUAAUUCAGAAUACACACCGUCUCUCUGCGUGUGUGACCGUGGAGGACACCCACAGCCCAGGCCGUCAUCAGCAGCUGGCUCCCCAGCGGACGUUAGCGGCUAACCUGCUAACGCAAGCAGGUUUGACCCUUCGAACCAUCACUAUGAUAAUCAAGGAGCUGUGUUUCCACAUUACACCGGCUCUUUCCCAGUUGUGAUGGAAAGGCAAAACUGACUCAAGAGGGAGCGUAAAUCCUGGAUGCCAUAACGUAAGGGACGUUGUCAAUCCAAGAUGGAGAAAAAGAAACCGUGCCCUCGCCUCCUUGACUACUUGGUGGUGGUCGGAGCAAGGCAACCGAGUAGUGACAGUGUGGCCCAGACGCCUCAGCUCCUCCGCCGCUACCCUCUGGAGGACCACAACGACUUCCCGCUUCCACCAGAUGUGGUGUUUUUCUGCCAACCAGAAGGCUGCCUGAGCAUACGCCAGCGCAGGGUCAGCCUUCGCGACGACUCCUCCUUUGUUUUCACGCUGACAGACAAGGACUCGGGGAUCACUCGUUACGGAAUCUGCGUCAACUUCUACCGCUCCUUUCAGCGAGGGCAUCACCGCCCUCGCGGGGACAAAGGUGGCCAUGCGGAGACGUCAUCACAGGCGGCAGAGACCGCUAGCGAUGGAUCAGAUGCCAGCAGUGGAGGCCCACCGUCCUCAGUGUUAUCGCCACCUAACAAUGCUGAGUCGGCAGCUGCUUCCGGGGAAGAGAGCGCAAAGCCCGGUGCCGAGCCAAACACCGGCAAGUCCCCGCAGCACAGGCGCAGCGCCGCUAAGACGGCAGCCAGGAACCGCAACAGCACGCUGACCUCGCUGUGCAUACUCAGCCACUACCCCUUCUUCUCCACCUUCAGGGAAUGCCUUUAUAUUCUCAAGAGGCUGGUGGACUGCUGCAGUCAGAGGCUAACCCAACGAGCUGGGCUCCCUCGCACCACCCAGAGGGACACCAUGUGGCGGGUGUUCACGGGAGCACUGUCGGUGGAGGAGAAAGGCAGCCAGCUGCUGGCGGACCUGCGGGAGAUUGAAUCUUGGGUGUACCGGUUGCUUCGUUCCCCGGUACCAGUGGCGGGUCAGAGGCGUGUGGAUGUGGAAGUGCUGCCCCAUGCACUCAAACGGCCGCUCACCUUUGCCCUGCCUGACAACUCCCGCUUCUCCAUGGUGGACUUCCCCCUGCACCUGCCCUUAGAGCUGCUGGGGGUGGACGCCUGUCUUCAGGUCCUCAGCUGUGUCCUGCUGGAGCACAAGGUCAUUCUUCAAUCUAGAGAUUACAAUGCUCUAUCUAUGAGCGUCAUGGCUUUUGUUGCCAUGAUCUACCCUCUGGAGUACAUGUUCCCCGUUAUCCCCUUGCUGCCAACAUGCAUGGCCUCUGCUGAGCAGCUCCUUCUUGCCCCCACACCCUACAUUAUAGGAGUACCCGCCAGCUUCUUCCUCUACAAAUCUGAUUUCAAAAUGCCAGACGAUCUUUGGCUGGUGGACCUUGACAGCAGCAAGGUUAUAGCACCUACCAAUGCAGAGAUCCUGCCACCUCUUCCAGAGCCUGAGGCACUCGAGCUCAAGAAACAUCUCAAACAGUGUCUGGUUAGGUUGACCGUGAUCACCCAAAAGCAGAUCUUCUCCUCUGAAAAUAAGGCCUUGGCCAGCAUGAGUUUAAACACCCAGCCCAUCCUGAACCUGGAGAAGUUUCAGGAGGUUCAUGAGAUGCCCCUGCUCCCACCCGGACGAGACAAAGCCUCGCCGUCCUCCACAGAGUUCAACCCCCUAAUUUACGGCAAUGACGUUGAUUCUGUGGAUGUGGCCACCAGGGUCGCCAUGGUACGGUUCUUCAACUCCCCAAAUGUCCUCCAGGGGUUCCAGAUGCACACCCGCACACUGCGCCUCUUCCCCCGGCCCGUGGUGGCUUUUCAGGCUACUUCUUUUCUGGCAUCUCGGCCUCGCCGCUCUCUCUUUGCAGAAAAGCUUUCUCACACCCAGGCUGUGGAGUUCUAUGGAGAGUGGGCUCUCAAUCCUUCCAACGUCGCGUUUCAGAGGAUACACAACAAUGUGUUCGACCCCUCCUUAAUAGGAGACAAGCCCAAGUGGUACGCUCACCAGCUGCAGCCAGUACUCUACCGAGUGUAUGACGGAAGCUCUCAGCUGGUUGAAGCUAUGGCUGGCCCCUUGGAGGAUGAAGGGAACGAGUCAGAUCCCACAGACAGUGGCAGUGACAGCGAGGCUUACGAUGACUCCAGCUCUUCCUACUCUUCACUGGGAGACCUUGUGAGUGAGAUGAUCCAAGGUGACAUCCAGGGAGACACACCAAGCCUGGACCCACCUACCCAUGCUGCACUGGGAGACGCUAGCGAGGUCGAGUUUCAGGACUUCCAUGACUUCAGGGAAGGUCAGGGCUCGGACGGUCCAUCAAGUGGGGACGGGCCUGCAGAUACCUCUGAUGGACAACCUCUUCGCUCAAGCUCCAGCACAACUGCAAGCUCAAGUCCCAGCACGGUCAUCCAGGGAGUCAACCAAGAGACGGGGGAAAUCCCUACAAUUGAAUUACCCGCAGGUGCCGCUCUACAGAACCCUGUCUCCGGAUUGGUUAGUCAGCCGCUCCUCAGGCCUCAGACUGACGCUGGCUUGGCGGACCCAGCCAACAAAAAGCAGGAGUAUGACAACCCGUACUUUGAGCCUCAGUAUGGCUUCCCCUCAGAGGAUGACCCUGAUGCAGAAGAGCAAGUGGAGUCAUACACCCCCCGAUUCAACCAGAACCUCAAUGGCAACAAGAUACAGCGUCCUUUACGUCCCAGUAGCCUGAGGCUCCCAGGAGAGUCUGACGGAGAGGGAGACUCCCGCAACAGCUCGCCUAACUCCACCAUUUCCAACAGCAGCACUGAUGGAUUUGGAGGACUCAUGUCUUUUGCUAGCAAUCUUUACAAGAACCACGGCACCAGUUUCAGUCUGUCCAAUCUCGCUCUUCCGAACAAGGCAGCGAGGGAGAAAACUCCUUUCCCUAGUCUCAAAGUAUUUGGGCUAAAUUCUCUAAUGGAGAUAAUAACAGAGGCCGGCCCGGCGAGCGGAGAAGGCGCACGUGCCCCUCGAGCACUUGUUGACCAAAAGUCUUCGGUAAUCAAGCACAGUCCGACAGUGAAGAGAGAAUCGCCCUCUCCUCAGGGCCGAGUCAACAACACAAGUGAGAACCAACAGUUCUUGAAGGAAGUGGUUCAGAGCGUUCUGGACGGUCAGGGAGUCGGCUGGCUCAACAUGAAAAAGGUGCGCCGCCUGUUGGAGAACGAGCAGCUUCGUGUGUUUGUUCUGAGUAAGCUGAACCGAGCCGUCCAGUCGGAGGAAGACGCCAGACAGGAGGUCAUACGGGAUGUGGAGGUGAGCAGGAAGGUGUACAAAGGCAUGCUGGACAUCUUGAAGUGCACAGUUUCCAGUCUGGAGCACUCUUACACCAACGCGGGCCUCGGAGGAAUGGCCAGUGUCUUCAGCUUAUUGGAGAUAGCCCGCACACAUUAUCAAACCAAAGACCCAGAAAAACGCAAGCGAAGCCCCACAGACAGUGCUGACAGCCCAGGCAGUAAAGAGAGUCCCACCGGUUGUAUGGAGACUGCCCGACCUCAGAACCUCCUGAACGUCCCCCACCUGCAGGUGCCGCACCACGCAACGGGCAAAGGAGCCCGCCAUUUUGAUACCCGGAGUCUGAACGAGGAGAACUUUAUUGCCUCGAUUGAAUUGUGGAGCAAGCACCAGGAUAAGCAAAAAGCUAUGGAAAAACCACAGAGGUCUGAUGGAGCAAAGCAGCAGCGCCCCCAGGUGACUGACGCCGAGGAGAAGAAAUCACAGAUCAGUGCAGACAGUGGCCUCAGUGUCUCUGGAUCUCAGAAGAGCGACACAGAGUCUGUAACUAGCUCAGAGCCACCGAUUCUGACAAGAAGCACCAGCCAGGACUCGGAGGCCAGCACAGUGAUCAGCAACAGCUCUGGAGAGACCCUCGGGGCUGACAGCGACCUGAGCAGCACUGCAGGAGACGGCCUCGGAGGGAGGAUGACUGCUCACUUAACUCAGUCCAGAGGGACUCUUUCCGACAGUGAGAUUGAAACCAAUCCAGCCACCAGCUCGGUGUUUGCGAAGCCUCACACUCUGAAGCCAAGCUCAAAAGAACCGCCAGUCGUUAUGGCGAAAGGCCCGCCUGCGCAGCCCGUGGAGGACAUCAGUAUGAGGAUUUACCUUUGUGAAGGCCUGCUGGGCCGCGAUAAGAGCUCCGUUUGGGAUCAACUAGAGGAUGCUGCCAUGGAAACCUUUUCUCUAAGUAAAGAGCGCUCCACACUGUGGGACCAAGUGCAGUUCUGGGAGGACGCCUACUUGGACGCUGUGAUGCUGGAGCGUGAGGGCAUGGGGAUGGACCAGGGACCUCAGGAGAUGAUUGAAAGAUACUUAUCACUUGGAGAACAUGAUCGCAAGCGUCUAGAGGACGAUGAAGACAGACUUCUGGCCACCCUGCUGCACAAUAUGAUCGCUUAUAUGCUCAUGAUUAAAUUGAACAAAAAUGACGUCAAGAAGAAAGUGAGGCGUUUGAUGGGGAAGUCCCACAUUGGCCUCACGUACAGCCAAGAGAUCAAUGAGAUACUGGACAAACUUGCCAACAUGAAUGGCCGAGAGCUGUCCAUCAGGCCCAGUGGAAGCCGUCACAUCAAGAAGCAAACCUUUGUUGUACACGCUGGCACGGACACCACCGGGGACAUCUUCUUCAUGGAGGUUUGUGAUGACUGCAUAGUCCUGCGCAGCAACAUCGGCACAGUGUACGAGCGCUGGUGGUACGAGAAGCUCAUCAACAUGACUUACUGCCCCAAGACCAAGGUGCUCUGUCUCUGGAGACGCAACGGCCAGGAGACGCAGCUCAACAAGUUCUAUACCAAAAAGUGUCGUGAACUCUACUACUGUGUUAAAGACAGUAUGGAGAGAGCUGCAGCGAGACAGCAAAGCAUCAAACCAGGUCCGGAGCUGGGUGGAGAGUUCCCGGUGCAGGACAUGAAGACUGGAGAAGGUGGACUGCUGCAGGUCACACUGGAAGGAAUUAACCUUAAAUUCAUGCACAGCCAGGUUUUCAUAGAGCUGAGUCACAUUAAAAAGUGCAAUACAGUGAAGGGAGUCUUUGUCCUGGAGGAAUUUGUUCCUGAAACUAAAGAAGUGGUGAUCCACAAGUACAAGACCCCCAUGGCACAUCAAAUCUGUUACUCCGUCCUCUGCCUUUUCUCCUACGUGGCGGCGGUGAAGGGGAAGGAGGCGGAAGGAAAACCCAAGAUUCUGUCACCAAGACCCCUUCCUAGCUAGUCUACACCCCGCACACUCUCUCCCUUCUCCCCCCUCGUCUGAGUGCUCCUCUGCGUGUAAAGGCAUCUCAGCUCUCAAACCACAGACUUCUGACAAUCCCUAACUUGAUUCUAAGCACACGAUCCCUGCACCCCUCCUCUUGUAAAUACAAGCCUGAGACCUCUUUAAGACCCCAUUGUGUAGACGUGUUUAGUCCGUGGAGUUGUGUAAAUACUUCCCUCACCGCUGUCGUCCUGGUGCUCAUACCAACUAGCUAAAUGUUUGCCUGCUCCUGCUCCAAAUGACUCUCCUCGGGCCUGAAUGUCUUCGAUUGUUCCUGCUGCCAAGACCCAACUGUUUGAAGAUGUGAGGGACCCCCACCCGAGGCACAGAGUGCAUGCAGGUCCCGUGCACAGCCUUGACUUUCACUACAGAGUAGCCCCCCCCACCCCCACCCGUCUCCAUUCGACUGUGUGAGUUAUUCUGUGAUUCUGUGGUUUACUGUAAAGUUCCAGUCCGUCCAAGUUUAAGCUGGUGAAACACUCCUGUAGUGCAGGGCGUCCCGUUCUGUGUGCCGCAGCCGAGCACCGCAUGUAAACGCUUCUCAAAGUGUUGGAACCCUAAAAUAAUGUGAGUGUUCUCCACUGUGUCCCCCCCCCCCCGCCCUACAUCGCCCCCCCGGGCUGACUUACUGUUCUAAUUCUGCUGUAAAACUUCUCGUCUGUGGUCUGCUGUUAUCAAUUGCAUGUUACUAUAAGGAUGAAAAAUAAAUAUUAUAUAUAUUUCUAUAUAUAGUAUUUAUUUAAUAUAUACAUAUGACUGUACAUUUCUCUGGAAAAAUAAUGUUACAAAUUGUUGAUUUGCUAGAUGUGCAAUACUUAAUGAGUAGUUAGCCAUUGCCAGAGCCAUGUUUUUGUUUAGUUAACUGGCUUUCACAGGGAGAUGAAUGUAUGAAAGAGCUUUUUUUCUAUAUUGAUUGAAGUGAAUAAGAUGAGUUCAUUUGACUGUUUAAAGUUUGUCUUUUAAUCAAUCAUCUGAAUCACACAAAAACAGCUGCUGUGUUGAUUUCUAUGGCACGAUCUUUGGGUCGUUUUGCACUCAGUCCACACCCACUUCAGUGACAUCACUACGAGACACGCUACGUUAAAAUUGAGCAAUGUGAAAGGCAUCUCUUGUGAUGCUGUUUUCAAAAACAAGUUAUUGAAGUCUUCCUAGUCAAAAUGUUGUCUUCUACUGAUGAUGUGAGCCUGCAAAUUAACAAAUAAUGCUGGCAGUGAAAGACACACAAAAUCAAAACAACUGUCCUUACUUUACGCGGAAAUUCAAUUUAGUAUACACUGACUUAUCAGCAACCACUUGUCAAAAGUGAUGGCAAUCAUAGGUCAUUUUUAGUAUGAAGAGAACCCAAAACCAUGGUUAUUUCUCUGAAUCUGAGCUGACUAUUAGAUAUAAGUGACAGAAUAUGGUGCAACACCGGUGCUGUUUUGGUGUGAGUUAAUUCGUAAGUGUGGUACCAAAAGUACAAAACCCUCCAAAGUCUCCAGCAGCUGUUUUUUUUUUCUGUGAGUUUAUUUCAGACGUGUUGAAGCUUAACAUCACCUGCUCCUCACCUGGAGACCCAGUCUUAAUGUUGUUCCUCUCCGUGAUAGUAAAGAACAGAUGAAUCUGGUCCUAUCGCUGGCCCGUUUACUUUUACUGUGUGUGUGUGUGUGUGUGUGUGUGUGUGUGUGUGUGUGUGUGUGUGUGUGUGUGUGUGUGUGUGUGUGUGUGUGUGUGUGUGUGUGUGUGUGUGUGUGUGUGUGUGUGUGUGUGUGUGUGUGUGUGUGUGUGUGUGUGUGUGUGUGUGUGUGUGUGUGUGUGUGUGUGUGUGUGUGUGUGUGUGUGUGUGUGUGUGUGUGUGUGAGACAGUUCCUCCAGAUCAGCAAUACAUUGGAACAGCUCUAUCACCUGAAGUUGUUUUUUGAUUGACAUGCUUUUAUUUUUCGUGAUUUAACUGCAAAGGAAAAUAAUCUGUAGGAUAUUCAGAAGAUGCUGUUCCAUUAAUGGAUAUAUUAUAAAUAAAUAACACAUAAAAAAGACAGAAUUCCAUCUGAAGCAUCUCUGGAAGUGGUUUUGGGACACAGCUCUUUAUGCAUACAGUAAAAUGGGAUUAUUACAACUCAUUGUACUCGCUGGCUGCUGUGAUGAGAGGAGAAUAUGGGAGGAGAUGCCAGGUGGAAGUAUUCCAAUACUGCAUAUGAAAAAAAAGUAUUUAUAGAAUAUGUACAGCUUUGGCAAUAUAAUAAAGUAAUCGCAAAUAAA
Messenger RNA from Eleginops maclovinus (Patagonian blennie), 7808 nucleotides. It is a transcript of the gene madd, whose product is annotated as MAP-kinase activating death domain. Gene Ontology annotation, biological process: regulation of apoptotic process; regulation of Rab protein signal transduction. The coding region runs from base 462 to 5528 and encodes 1688 amino acids. The record is from RefSeq and is a predicted model, not a curated record. Gene Ontology annotation, molecular function: guanyl-nucleotide exchange factor activity. The transcript has 37 exons. Lineage: Eukaryota; Metazoa; Chordata; Actinopteri; Perciformes; Eleginopidae. Gene Ontology annotation, cellular component: cytosol.